Molecule: messenger RNA, 2946 nt
Organism: Oncorhynchus masou masou (cherry salmon)
Lineage: Eukaryota; Metazoa; Chordata; Actinopteri; Salmoniformes; Salmonidae
Exons: 5
Coding region: 1-2946 (981 amino acids)
Source: RefSeq, a predicted model, not a curated record
AUGCCCCAGCUCCCAGCCCCCAUCCUCCAAGCCCCAUCCUCCAUACCCCAGCUCCCAGCCCCCAUCCUCCAAGCCCCAUCCUCCAGCCCUCAUCUCCUAGGCCCUAUCAUCCAUCCCUCAUCAUCCAACUCCCAGCCCCCAGCUCCCAGCCCCAGGCUCCCAUCCUCCAGCUCCCAUCCUCUAGCUCCCAGACCCCAUCCUCCAGCCCCCAUCUUCCAGCCCCCAGCCUCCAGGCUACAGCUCCCAGCUCCCAGCCCCCUGCCCCCAUCCUCUAGCCACCAUCCUCUAGCCCCCAUCCUCCAGCCCCCAUCCUCCAGGCCCCAGCUCCCAUCCUCCAGUCUCCAGCCCCCAUCUUCCAGCCCCAUCCUCCAGUCUCCAGCUCCCAGCUCUCAGCCACCAUCCUCCAGACCCCAGCUCCCAGCUGCCAUAUUCCAGCCCCAUCCUUCAGUCUCCAGCUCUCCAGGUCCCAGCUCCCAGCUCUCAGCCACCAUCCUCCAGCCCCCACUCCCAGCCCCCAUCCUCCAAGCCCCAUCCUCCAGCCACCAGCUCCUAGCCCCCAUCAUCCAGCUCCCAGCCCCCAGUUCCCAGCACCCAGCUCCAGCCCCAAGCUCCCAGCCCCCAGCUCCCAUCCUCCAGCUCCCAUCAUCUAGCUCCCAGCCCCCCUCCUCCAGCUCCCAUCCCCCAUCCUUCAGCUCCCAGCCCCAAUCCUCCAGCUCCCAGUCCCCAGCUCCCAGCCCCCAGCCCCCAUCCUCCAGCUCCCAGCCCCCACUCCCCAGCUCCCAGCUCCCAUCCUCCAGCUCCCAUCCUCCAGCUCCCAGCUCCCAUCCCCCAGCUCCCAUCCUCCAGCUCCCAUCCUCUAGCUCCCAGCCCCCAUCUUCCAGCCCCCAUCUUCCAGCCCCCAGCCUCCAGCUCCCAGCCCCCAGCCCCCAUCCUCUAGCCCCCAUCCUCCAGCCCCCAUCCUCCAGCCCCCAUCCUCCACCCCCAUCCUCCAGCCCCCAUCUUCCAGCUCCCAUCCUCCAGUCCCCAGCCCCCAUCUUCCAGCCCCAUCCUCCAGUCUCCAGCUCCCAGCUCUCAGCCCCAUCCUCCAGUCCCCAGCUCCCAGCCCCCAGCCCCCAUCUUCCAGCCCCAUCCUUCAGUCUCCAGCUCCCAGCUCUCAGCCACCAUCCUCCAGCCCCCAGCUCCCAGCUGCCAUCUUCCAGCCCCAUCCUCCAGUCCCCAGCUCCUAGCCCCCAGCCCCCAUCUUCCAGCCCCAUCCUUCAGUCUCUAGCUCCCAGCUCUCAGCCACCAUCCUCUAGCCCUCAUCCUCUUGCCCCCAUCCUCCAUACCCCAGCUCCCAGCCCCCAUCCUCCAAGCCCCAUCCUCCAGCCCCCAGCUCCUAGCCCCCAUCAUCCAGCCCUCAUCAUCCAACUCCCAGCCCCCAGUUCCCAACUCCCAGCCCCCAGCUCCCAGCCCCAGGCUCCCAUCCUCCAGCUCCCAUCCUCUAGCUCCCAGACCCCAUCCUCCAGCCCCCAUCUUCCAGCCCCCAGCCUCCAGUCUACAGCUCCCAGCCCCCAGCCCCCUGCCCCAUCCUCUAGCCACCAUCCUCUAGCCACCAUCCUCCAGCCCCCAUCCUCCAGUCCCCAGCUCCCAUCCUCCAGACCCCAGCCCUCAUCUUCCAGCCCCAUCCUCCAGUCUCCAGCUCUCAGCUCUCAGCCCCCAUCCUCCAGCCCCCAGCUCCCAGCUGCCAUCUUCCAGCCCCAUCCUCCAGUCCCCAGCUCCCAGCCCCCAGCCCCCAUCUUCCAGCCCAAUCCUUCACUCCCAUCUUCCAGCCCCCAUCCUCCAGACCCCAGCUCCCAGCCCCCAGCCCCCAGCUCCCAUCCUCUAGCUCCCAGCCCCCAUCCUCCAGCCCCCAGCUCCCAGCUGCCAUCUUCCAGCCCCAUCCUCGAGUCCCCAACUCCCAGCCCCCAGCCCCCAUCUUCCAGCACCAUCCUUCAGUCUCCAGCUCCAAGCUCCCAGCUCUCAGCCACCAUCCUCCAGCCCCCAGCUCCCAUCUUCCAGCCCCAUCCUCCAGUCCCCAGCUCCCAGCCCCCAUCCUCUAGCCCUCAUCCUCUAUCCUCCAUACCCCAGCUCCCAGCCCCCAUGCUCCAAGCCCCAUCCUCCAGCCCCCAGCUCCUAGCCUCCAUCAUCCAGCUCCCAGCCCCCAGUUCCCAGCCCCCAGCUCCAGCUCCCAGCCCCCAGCUCCCAGCCCCCAGCUUCCAUCUUCUAGCUCCCAGCCCCCAUCCUCCCAUCCUCCAGCUCCUAGCCCCCAUCAUCCAGCUCCCAGCCCCCAGCCCCCAGCUCCAAACCCAGCUCCCAUCCUCCAGCUCCCAUCUUCCAUCCUCCAGCUCCCAUCCUCUAGCUCCCAGCCCCCAUCCUCCAGCUCCAAGUCCCCAUCCUCCAGCUCCCAGUCCCCAUCUCCCAGCCCCCAUCCUCCAGCUCCCAGCCCCCAUCCUCCAGCUCCCAGCCCCCACCCCCCAGCUCCCAGCUCCCAUCCUCCAGCUCCCAUCCUCCAGCUCCCAUCCACCAGCUCCCAGCCCCCAGCUCCCAUCCUCUAGCUCCCAGCCUCCAUCCUCCAGCCCCCAUCUUCCAGCCCCCAGCCUCCAGUCCCCAGCCCCCAUCUUCCAGUCCCAUCCUCCAGUCUUCAGCUCCCAGCUCUCAGCCACCAUCCUCCAGCCCCCAGCUCCCAGCUGCCAUCUUCCAGCCCCAUCCUCCAUCUUCCAGCCCCAUCCUUCAGUCUCCAGCUCCCAGCUCUCAGCCACCAUCCUCCAGCCCCCAGCUCCCAGCCCCCAGCCCCCAUCUUCCAGCCCUAUCCUCCAGUCUUCAGCUCCCAGCUCUCAGCCACCAUCCUCCAGCCCCCAGCUCCCAGCUUCCAUCUUCCAGCCCCAUCCUCCAGCCCCCAGCCCCCAUCCUCUAGCCCCCAUCCUCUAG